AUGGCUUCCAAAAUAAUCAAAACAACAGCUCGUCAAGUGUCUCCAGUUUUUUCACUAAACAGUUCUGAGGCGAGAAGACGUGUGCUGAACUUGUACAGGGCCUGGUACAGGCAGAUCCCGGUGUUAGUUUUGAAGUAUGAUGUUCCAUUAACCGUCAAAGACUUCAGAAAGAAGUUGCAUGAAAGGUUUACAGAGAACAGGAGCAUUACUGACAUUCGAGUAAUUGACAUGCUGGUUGUCAAGGGGCAAAUGGAUCUUGUAGAAGCUGUGAAUAUCUGGAAAACAAAGGGCCACAUCAUGGCUUACUUUGAUAAGACUCCAAAAGAUACACCAUCUGAUUUUCUUUCAAAGUUUUACAAUGGCCAGGAUUGA
This is a messenger RNA of Helobdella robusta, 372 nucleotides long. RefSeq lists its product as hypothetical. The transcript is spliced from 3 exons. Gene Ontology annotation, biological process: response to oxidative stress. The coding region runs from base 1 to 372 and encodes 123 amino acids. The record is from RefSeq and is a predicted model, not a curated record. NCBI's taxonomy places the organism in Eukaryota, Metazoa, Annelida, Clitellata, Rhynchobdellida, Glossiphoniidae.